This is a messenger RNA of Empidonax traillii (willow flycatcher), 1787 nucleotides long. RefSeq names its product NOP2/Sun RNA methyltransferase family member 5 (gene NSUN5). The coding region runs from base 2 to 1396 and encodes 464 amino acids. NCBI's taxonomy places the organism in Eukaryota, Metazoa, Chordata, Aves, Passeriformes, Tyrannidae. The transcript has 10 exons. The record is from RefSeq and is a predicted model, not a curated record. Gene Ontology annotation, cellular component: nucleolus. Gene Ontology annotation, molecular function: methyltransferase activity. Gene Ontology annotation, biological process: rRNA base methylation.
CAUGGCGCUGUACAGCGCGGCCGCCGCGGUGCUGGACGGGCUGGAGCGCGGCCAGGGCGGCCUCAAGAGCCUCGUGUACAACAGCGGCUUCCCGCACGUCCGGCAGCUCUACGCGCUGGUGUCCGAGACCCUCCGCUACGCGCCGGUGCUCCAGAAGCUGCUGGAUGGCGCCGCGCUGCUGCAGGCCGAGAAGAAGCUGCCCCCGCAGCUGGCCAAGGUGCUGGUGUACGACCUGCUCUUCGGCAAAGGGCUCAAGUGCGGGGGCCGCUGGAAGGCGCUGGCCCGGCGGCACCGGGCGCGGCUGGAGGCCGAGCUGGCCCGACUGAAGGUGCGGCACAAGGUGAGCCGCAACGAGGACCUGCUGGCCCCGGAGCAGGCGAGCCCCGCAGCCUCCCAGGUCCCGCGCUACGUCCGGGUCAACACCCUGAAGACUUGUGUGGAUGAUGUGAUCGACUUCUUCAAGCGCCAGGGAUACUCCUACCUGGGCAAGGCAGCCAGCUUGGAGGAGCUGAGGGCCCUCUCCGGAAAGAAGUUCUUGUUGGAUCCUCAUCUCCCGGAGCUGCUGGUUUUCCCUCCUCAGACAGACUUCCAUGACAACCUGCUGUAUACUUCAGGACACAUCAUUCUGCAGGACAAGGCCAGCUGCCUCCCUGCCUUCCUCCUCAGCCCUGCUGCCGGCUCCCACGUCAUCGAUGCCUGCGCUGCUCCCGGGAACAAGACCAGCCACCUGGCUGCCAUCCUGAGGAACAAGGGCCAGAUCUUUGCCUUUGAUGUGGACCCCAAGCGCGUGGCCACCAUGAACACGCUGCUGGCACGGGCAGGGGUCACCAGCUGCCAGCUGGCCCAGCAGGACUUCCUGGCUGUGGACCCCCGAGACCCCAAGUACAGCAGGGUAACCCAUAUCCUGCUCGACCCGUCCUGCAGCGGCUCAGGGAUGGUGACCCGGGGGCCUGGGGAGGAGGUGGCCCCCAGUGCCGAGCGGCUGCAGGCGCUGGCCGGGUUCCAGCAGCGGGUCCUGGGCCAUGCCCUGAGCUUCCCAGCCCUCCGGCGCCUGGUCUACUCCACCUGCUCCGUGCACCGCGAGGAGAACGAGGAUGUGGUGCAGGCUGUGCUGCAGGAGCAGGGCUCAGCCUUCAGGCUGGUGACCGCCUUCCCAUCCUGGCCCUGCCGAGGACUCACUGCCUUCCCUGGAGCCGAGAGCUGCCUCCGGGCGUCCCCCGCAGAGACCCUCACCCACGGCUUCUUCGUGGCUGUGCUGGAGCGGUGCCAGGAAGGGGCUGAUGCCCCCAGCUCCCUGCCUGUGGCAGCUGAGGAGAAGCCACAGCCCAGAGAGGAAACGGAGCCAGGAGCAGCUCCCAGGAAGAGGAAGAGGAAAAAGCAGCGGGUGAAGGAGUGAAACAAUUUUUUGGACUGCCCCCUGCCCAGAUGGGUUUGCAGGGAACACUCCUGCUGCCUGGGCACAAGUCAAGCCUUGUGCCAGCUGCAGCUGCAGGGGGAAUUCUGUAACCCCUGCACUGAGUGCCAGCCCCGGGGGUCACCCUGGUGCCAGGGAGGGGGAACUGGUCACCCAGGGCUGCCCCUUGCAGCCAACCCCCCUCAGGUUUGCCCCCAAGGCAACCCCCACUCUGCACCCCGCAGGGUCUGGGUGCUCCAGCUCGAUGAAGGGUGUUGUUUUAUCAUGUUCCCCUCCCAAAAAUUCCCGAACCCAGCCUGAUGUGGAGCUUCAAAAAAAAAAAGCCUUGAACUGUAGAAAUGAAGCAGAAUAAAGUUUCUCUUCCUCUACUGUC